Messenger RNA from Oncorhynchus kisutch (coho salmon), 3534 nucleotides. RefSeq names its product transcription factor B1, mitochondrial (gene tfb1m). Lineage: Eukaryota; Metazoa; Chordata; Actinopteri; Salmoniformes; Salmonidae. The record is from RefSeq and is a predicted model, not a curated record. Gene Ontology annotation, molecular function: rRNA (adenine-N6,N6-)-dimethyltransferase activity; mitochondrial transcription factor activity. Bases 103 to 1143 code for a protein of 346 amino acids. Gene Ontology annotation, cellular component: mitochondrial matrix. The transcript is spliced from 8 exons. Gene Ontology annotation, biological process: transcription initiation at mitochondrial promoter; rRNA methylation.
CAAUUGAUUGGUUGCAGAAGCAAUCCCAUUGGACGUCAACCUGCCAGUUUCCUGACGAAAGCAAUAUUUCAGGAAAGGACAUCAACGUGAACGGUUUGAGGGAUGGCGGGUCCCAGUAAGAUUGCAUCAUUUCGCCUGCCUCCCCUGCCCACCAUUGGGGAGGUAAUCAAACUGUACAACCUGCGAGCAGAGAAACAGCUGUCCCAGAACUUUCUACUGGACAUGAGGCUCACAGAUAAGAUUGUGCGCCAGGCAGGCAGUCUGAGGGACGCCCAUGUGUGCGAGGUGGGUCCUGGACCUGGAGGUCUGACCCGCUCCAUCCUCAACGCUGGGGCUGCAGACCUGCUGGUGGUGGAGAAGGACAACCGCUUUAUACCUGGACUAAAGCUCUUGUCUGAAGCAGCACCAGGGAAGCUCAGGGUUGUCCAUGGUAACAUACUCACAUACAGAAUGGACAGAGGAUUCCCAGACGUCAUAACCAAGGCAUGGGAGGAUGAUCCACCGGACCUGCAUAUCAUAGGGAACCUUCCCUUCAGUGUGUCCACUCCUCUCAUCAUCAAGUGGCUGGAGAACAUAUCCAACAGAACUGGACCCUUUGUUUACGGCCGGACCAGACUGACUCUUACCUUCCAGAAAGAGGUGGCAGAAAGGUUGACAGCCAGCACAGCCAGCAGACAGAGGAGUCGUCUGUCCAUCAUGGCCCAGUACCUCUGUACUGUAAAGAGCUGCUUCACUAUCCCAGGACGGGCCUUCAUCCCCAAACCUGAGGUGGACGUGGGGGUGGUACACUUCACACCGCUGGCUCAGCCCCAGAUCCAGCAGCCCUUUAAGCUGGUGGAGAAAGUAGUCAGGAACGUCUUCCAGUUCCGGAGGAAGCGCUGCCUCAAAGGAAUCCAAAUGCUGUUCCCGGAGGCGCAACGGCCGGAGCUGGCGGAGGUAAUGAUGCGUGAGGCGGACGUGGACCCCACCCUGCGCCCCACGGAGCUCUCCAUCCCUGACUUCAGAGCCCUGGCGGAUGCCUACAGCCACCUCUGCUCUGAGAACCAGGGUCUCCUCACCUACGACUUCAGAGAGGAACUCCGACUCAAACACCUUCACAGACGCCCGGGCAGCAGCUCUAAUGGUACUCAGCAGCCCGUCUGACAGAGAGGCGCUUAAAGGGCGGAGUGGAAGGAACGCCUAAUAGUCUCCGUUAGUGACGAGAGAGACAACGCACUGCUCUUAGCGCUGACAUUUCCACCUGGCACACGCAUGCAUUUUUAAACGCCAUUUCACUGUAGUCCCGGAGGCGCUGGAUGAGACCGUGAAUCUUAGAUGGGAUAGAAGAGAGGGACUGUGGUGGAAACAACAGGGGAGAACUGAACACUGGGCCGUGGCAGGAGAGGGAGAGACUAUGGGCCUCGGUCCAAACUGGAACAGCUAACACACAUACUAAUCUAGAGCUCAGGCACUCCAGUCCAGUUGAAAAGAAAGAAUAGUGUGUGUGAAAUUACCAGGAGAUUUGUGGUAAUCAUUAUAUAGGUUCUUAUAUUUUACAUAUCUCAACUCUGAUUCACAUUCAGAGAAUGGAGUCACAGCCAGGGUCAGCCUAGAGCAAUUAGGGUUACAUGCCUUGCUCAAGGGCACAGCGGCAGAUUUUCACCUUGUCAGAUCAGCAACUCAAACUAGUGACCUUUCGGUUACCAACACUCUAGGCUACCUGGCGCUUCAAGCUCUCGUAUAUUAUACCCUGGUUCUUACCUCGUCCUCUGGGAGAUGGAGUCCGGAAACAUUUUCAGGACGAUUUAGAGAAUGAGAACAUGUUGACGUUAUUCAGGCCAUUCCACCUCCCUCUCACUAACUGGAGAGGAGGGACGUGCUGUUGGAAAGUUGUCAGCUCUUGGUGAGGCUAUUAAAAUCCUAAAAAGUGAGGACUCUGUGUGCCUUGUCAUAAAUAAAACGCUGGCCAUCUGUGAUAAUAGUACAAUAAUGUUUCAUUCAUUUGUUUGUGCUGCACAAUCCUCAGAUGUGUACAAAUAAAAAUCCUGGCAAUUUAGUUUUUGCACGUUUCUUCCUCCAACUCUGUCCUGCUUCUGUCAAUGACCUAUUAAUUAUUAUGUAUCGUUGGUCCAAUGUAGAGGACAAGGAGUCUUCAUUUCUGACAGCUCAACAAGGGAUGGAGCUGAAACAAACGUUUAAUGAGAUGAGCUUAAAGGCAGACUGAGGCAGCUUUGAAAUGAAACAAGCGCUCUCGCAGAUAACGUUUAUUUAUAAAACAGCUCCAUAAGAAAAAGGGGCUUUUCACAUUCAUUGGUACGCAAGUGUUAAAGUGGAGUCGAGGGCAAACAGUAGCUUCAAGAUGCAACGGCUAAAAAACAAAGUACCUUUACAAAAAUAUACCCAAACUACUUGUGGUACUGUAUUUAUUGCAAAUUACAGCCGUAUCUACCUGUAGAAAUGUCAAGUAUGUGUAAGAAUAUAAAAGAUUCAAAUUAACUUACAGUACAGCUAUUCUGGACAAAUAUGUACACAAGUACAUAGAAAAGAAACGUAUGGGAGCUGCAAACAGGGCAAGUUGACAACGCAUGGUUUCAAUGAAAUCAUGCAGUUGUAUUUGACAACGCCUGUACACACUGGAAGCUAGCUUUAGGAGGACAACCAUACGCAUUCAAUACACUGAAAAUAAAUCUAAUUGGGAGAAAAAAAUACAUUUUCUUCAAUUCAAGCCUUAACCCCAUAUUUAUUUUGCAGAUCAAUAAAUAAACAUUGCUUAAAAACAAACACAAAUCCCAUGAUGUUUCAAAUAUAGGCAAACAGUGUACUUUAGUGCACAAAAUACAGAAAGGCAGAGUCGCAAUAAAAUCUAUGUCCAUUCAAUCCUGUUGAUUCAGAUGAAGGGCUUUGUUCAGUCUAUUGAUAAAGCAUCACAGAAUAAGCUUAGAAACGUAAGCUUAAUUGAACAUAUGCAACAUUUACCCAGAAUGCAGUCUUCGCUAACACGGGAACAUUCCCUUUAAAAAGUUCAAUCACGUAACGCUGAACUUCCGGCGAUACGGAUUGAACUAGAGCCCUAACUCCUACAGAAAGUCCGGAGUUAAAGUGAAGCUUUUAGGGUGAAUCUCAAGUGGCAUCCUCAUCUCCUUUCCUCUGACUGAUGAGAGCAAAGUCUAUCCAUCAAAAUUAUACUCACCUCUCCUAUAUCGAGGAGACGAGGGGAGGAAGCCAAUUGAGAUGGCCCCUUAGAGAAGGGGAGAGUGAGGCAUAUACAGUAGAGCGCUGGGUGGAGGCGGAGCUACGUUGUGCAUCAGUGCUCGGCAGAUUCAUUGCCGUCAUUAUCAGGGACAGAGUCACCUCGUCUCUCUCUAGGGGGGAAACCAACUCAUCUGUCCUUUUACACCUGUGCAUAGCUAAGCAGGUGGGAUCUGCCUUGGUCAUUCCACAUAAUGCGUCCCUUUGAAAUUUUCAGUAGAAACUGUGCACCAAUAUUGUAUUUUAAAAGCCUGUUGUAUGAAAUGAAGUGCCCAACUUGGAACAUUCAAUAAAUAUGCAUUUUGA